Messenger RNA from Daldinia vernicosa, 954 nucleotides. RefSeq lists its product as uncharacterized. Bases 266 to 568 code for a protein of 100 amino acids. Lineage: Eukaryota; Fungi; Ascomycota; Sordariomycetes; Xylariales; Hypoxylaceae. The transcript has a single exon. The record is from RefSeq and is a predicted model, not a curated record.
CCGCCUUCUUCAAUUAAUCGUCUCUGAUUCUUCUUUUCUUCGCCUCCCUUUUUCUGGCGAGAACCUCAUGGCGGUUGACAAGGACUAUAAGAGAAGCGUCGGGAGCCAUGACGAUAGCAAGAAUUUUCCUCGUAGACAGACUGAGAAUCUAUUAUAAUUUUAUAUCCCCCUCCACCAUCAAAACUACUACUAAGUUCUCCAUCUCGUCACUACUUCCCCACGACAGACUUGCUUUUUAAAAAGUUUCUCGCUUGAAAAUUUAAAAAUGCAUCCCUCUACGCUCAUCAUUGUCAUCUCGGCAACCGUAUUGGCCCUACCGUUCCCGCUUCCGGCACUGGGCGGCAUAGGCGGUAUAUCCGACACAAUCGUAGGCACCAUCGAUAGUCUACUGGGAACAUCCAGUCGCCACAAUAAUCAUGGCGGUAGCACGGGGCACGCAUCCGAAUGUCGUCGCUACGAUACCGAGCCCAUCACAACAUGCAUAAAUAAAUGCGUAGACCUAUGCGAAGAUGGGGAUGCGGACUGCAGCGCUUGCAUGAAGGGAUGCUGUAAGUGUCCGUCCUUAUAGGAGCAUUUUACCAGGGCGUAGAUAUUUUUUCGAAGACUUUGCUGACUUGAGCGCUCUCUAGCUCGUAAGGAUUCUUGCGGCAAGCCCCGCGAUGAUAAUCCCAAGACCGGCCACCAAAACAGCACUGCGCAUCUAAACAAAUAUGGUGUCUGAAGUACAUCCGAGCGAAUAAUUUUACACAAUAACAGUAUGAAUCAUGAAGGUUAACGAACUAUCUAAAAUAAAUAUUUGGGAUUGUGAUAGAAGGGUUUACAAGAUACCAUCUGAUGAGCAAUGAAUGCAGGAGGCGUUGGGAUUAUAAGGCGAAAAAGAUACUACCAUAAUCAAUCUUUAAGAUUUUUGAGUUUCUCUGAUUUUCUUGCUUUUACGACUUGGAUAUUGCGAGU